AUGGGAUCAAAAUGCUUGGCAACUGGCAUGUACUUACGAUGGUUGUGGUGUCCCAGGACCAUGUGAUCCCCUUUUGCGACCUCCUAACAAGCAAAGUCAACGGAGAAGCCAGAUUCGCUUAACAACCAGGUUAACUAACUUAACAACUUCAACUCUAGUGAGCGCUGCAGUUGACCCAAAAUUGGGACGUGGGUUGACAGACUGAACAGAAGAGCUAAGCCCUCUUCCACCCUGACUUAACUGUGAUGCUUCCUUUACAGUCUGAUGGGACCAUCCUGGCAAUUAUCUUGCUGAUCCUCUUCAUUCUUUUGGCUCUGGCUCUUCUGUGGUGGUUCUGGCCACUUUGCUGUACUGUGAUUAUUAAAGAGCCCCCGCCACCCCCCAUGGAAGACAGCGAGGAGGAAGAUGAUGAUGGACUUCCCAAGAAGAAGUGGCCAACGGUGGAUGCUUCCUAUUAUGGUGGGCGUGGAGUUGGAGGCAUUAAGCGGAUGGAGGUUCGGUGGGGAGAAAAGGGAUCGACCGAAGAAGGGGCAAAGCUGGAGAAGGCCAAGAAUGCCCGAGUCAAGAUGCCAGAACAAGAGUACGAAUUCCCAGAGCCAAGGAGUCUCGGAAAUGGCAUACGCAGGUCCUCCUCACCCCACAAGUGGUAUUCGCCUAUCAAGGGAAAGCUGGAUGCCCUCUGGGUUCUUCUGAGGAAAGGCUACGACCGGGUGUCCGUCAUGCGACCACAGCCAGGAGACAAGGGACGCUGCAUUAACUUCACUCGAGUGAAGACCUCCCAGGCGCCGCCCAAGUACCCACUCAACAACACCUACCACCCUCCAUCCCCACCCCCCGCCCCUGCUUACAACCCUCCACCCCUUGCCCCCAUUUACACCCCACCCUCCCCAAGCUCACCCACGCCCCCCACCCCUUCCCCACCUUCCACGCUGCUUCCACCCGCUCCUCAUGCUCCUCCCCCCAACCGGGCCCCUCCCCCUUCCCGCCCCCCUCCUCGCCCUUCUGUCUAAAGGCCAAGCCGCUCUCCCCCAGAAGCAUUUCUUCAGCCAUUUUCCCCAGGACUGUUUCAAUUCCAUUAACAGAAGUGGCCUUUGCGUUCUGGGCAACGAAAAGAAGAAACUGCUUUUAUCGUUACUUUAAAAAAAAAAACAACAACAGAAAACCCUGAUGCCUCAACUGGACCAGAAAUCUCAAAUCAUCUGUUUUCAGUUCCAAAAGAAUCUUUGCAAUUCAUAGGAAGGAAGGAAGGAAGGAAGGAAGGAAGGAAGGAAGGAAGGAAGGAAGGAAGGACGGAAGGAAGACUGCAGGAUAAAGAUGGGAGAGAAUGCAUCACUGGGCAAAGCCAUUAGUCCCUGGAAAAUGGCUUUCUCCAUAAAUUAGUGGUGGGAAUGUCUGCAAAAGAUCCUUCUUGUGAUCGCAGAAUCCACUGCAGCCCAACACAAGGCCAUUCUGCUGGAAUCUUCUACCAGGGGCAUAUUUUUCAUGGGUCUGGAUUGGGUGUGUGGGCUGCAAGAAAUACAGGAUAUGAUAAUGGAUGGAGAGCAGGACCUUCCACUUUGCAAAAUCGAAAACAAAACAUUGUAGUUUCUCAGCUACGGACAGGCGAUCAUGGAAAUUGGAGAGCCAGAUUAGGAUGGGAAGAAGUUCCACCAUCCUCUGAGGAUACCUUGGCAGAUAUCCUGGGCCAAUGUCUAAACACCUGAAAGCGUCAAGGAGCAGUUUUGAUUUUAUAGGAAAAACACAAAGCCGCUGGAAAUAAUGCCCAACACGAUCUCCUCCUCAGAUUCUUCUUAUUAACAUAGGUGACCAAAUGGGUCAAAUUCUGGGUGAAGUUUCCUGCUGGCCAGCUUAGAAAAAUAACCAACCCAGAUUGACAGCAGGACACCAGAGUCAACCAGGGUGAGAUGCAGAGAGAACUGGAUUAACGUGACAAUUAUAUACGCCAAGUGUUUUUUUUUUCUUCUUCUUUUAUUCUGAAUAACUAUGGUUAGAAUAUGGAUUGUUGGAAGCUCCCAGGUACGGUUUAUAUUAUGCAAUUGCUCUGCUCUAAAACAAGAUUCCUAUGCAGGGAGAGGGGAAUAAGACAGCUAACUAUUUCCAUUUCUACGUCUGCCAGUUUUCCUUUUCCAUUUUUUUCUGGUUUUCUGUUGCCAUAAAAAUAGCAAUCAAGAAGGAAAAACGGAAGAACGAAGAGAGUUUUUGGAGAUGAUAACGAAGAUAUUUUUUUUUCCCCAGCGGGUUCAUAUAUGUUGACUUGGUUUUGUGGAUUGUGUGAUGGAUGUCUAGAAAGAGAGCGGAGGCAGAGGGAAUUUUUCUAGAUGUGUUCUAGAUCUCAGUCUUAUUUUCCGGGAUAUAGAAAGAGGCCGGCAGAAGAUCUGAUGAUGUCGCCCUGGCUGGGUUUACUCAUCGGAUUAGGCCCUAGGUUAAAAUGGGAUGAAAUACAGGGAGUCUUAGACUUACGACGACCAUAAUUGAGCCCAAAAUUGAUGUUACUAAGCAGGACAAGUGUUGAGUGAAUUUUGUCCCAUUUUACGACCGUUCUUGCCACAGUUGUUAGGCGAAUCACUGCACGUGUUAAAUUAAUAACACGUGUACUUGUUAAGUGAAUCUGGCUUCCCCGUUGACAUUGCUUCUCAGAUCACAAAAGAGGACCCCAGGGAAGACUGCAACUGUCCUAAACAGAAGUCAGUUGCCAAGCAUCUUUUAAUUUUGAUCGUGUGACCAUGAAGAUGUUGCAAUGGUCAUAUGUGUGAAAAACGGUCGUAAGCCACUUUUUUCAGUGCCUUUGUAACUUCCAAGGGUCGCUAAAUGAACUGUUGUUAAGUUGAGGAUUACCUGUAUUUUGCAAUUCAGACAUCCCAUCAAACCAGAGUUUGGUUGAGCCAUUUGGGCAGAGGUGGCUUGCUUGUGUUAUCCAGGUUUGAGGUUUCAUGGGGGGGAGGGGCGACAUUCAGCCUGCGUGUAAUGGUCACCUCCACUUCUGGCCUCUAAAACUCUGAAUGCCUUGGGACUGUUUGGAUUGUGAUGGAUAGAAGAAAAGCAGAAAAUAACUUGCAAAUGAGAAAUGCAGAAGGUGGUAUUGUGUGCAAAGCACACUCCCGUCUCUGCAAAGUCGGGUGUGAAAGUCGGUAGGUUGUGUUGUUUUUUUUUAAAGAAUGGACCAACUCAUGGAGUCCUUUCGGGAGUUCCUACCUGGCUUCUGACUGCACAAUGAUUCAACUCCAUAGGAUCUUUUCUAAGGCUGAAGCUUUCCAUUUGAUCUAUUUUCAUGCCAGCAGAGACCGAGAGAUUCCCAGUGUACUAACAACGACGUAAAACUAUAAAACAAGCGAUGGUCUCGGCUGAUUCCGUCCUCCAAGGACUGAAGACCAAAGCAUGAAAGGACACGGUUGACGUUAAGCAUGGAAAACCAAUGUCCUGGGGAAGGGGGAAUCCUCUUUUUGGGGGGACACGUACCCAGAGCUGCUUCUUCAGCACCAGAGAAGAUUCAAUUGCUCUUUUCCAUAGAUCUUUCUUCCAGAACAGGUAACUGCUGUGUCUGCAGGCAGAACAGUGAAGACUCUCUCCCCCAACACACACACUCACUCUUUUGGCCUCUGCCAUGUGAGAUCCCUCUCCAGAAAUAUCCUUUCUUUGGGUUACAGCUUGUAAUCAAUUUGAUCACCCCGGUUAAUCCUCUUGGGGAAGCCAUGACACCCAGUUUCGCUGGUUAGCAAUGGUUGGGCACAAUCGACUUGAGUAGCUAAUCUGGAUUUCUUCCAGAUGGAGCUGGCUGGAUUAAAUCAAGAAGCCAGCAGGGAUGAAUGGGAACUCCAGAAAAAUAGCUUUGUCAGGUUGUGUCGACAGCAGAGCGAGAUCCUCAGCGGAGGUAAAGUCAGAUCGGUGGUCACAAACUCUUGUGAUCAAAGCUUUACCUAUUUAAAAAAAGGUUGGGACUUCCAUUGCAUGGCCCCCAUCUUGACUUUGGCCCCUCCCCACGGAUAGCCUCUCUUCAGAUUGCGCUCAGAAAUAUUAUUACUGUAGUCGUAUCAUAUAAAAAUAGAUUUUACCCCUUAUAGUUGAUCCAUGGUGCCUCAAAAUGUGCCAAAACAACUUUGAAAAACAACCCCAGCAUUUUCUCUCUCUUUUUUUUAAUUGCUAACUGCACGGGGACAACUUGAGAGGGAGUGCAAUUUUAAAUAGCAUCUGGUUUUAUUAAAAGUUUUCGUCUUCCCAAUUCUAGGCUCAAAAAGAAUAUAAAUUCCUAGGGCAACAGGGAAAGAGUACGAAAUAAUAAUAAUAAAAAAAAUGGUAAAUCCAGACAAAGAAGCUACGCAAAAUACAAAUAGGCACGAGUCCUGUGCACAAGUGAAAAGCGAAAUUCCAAACCUGUGGUGUAUAUAUUAUUAUUUGUGUGCUUGCCAUAUUUUCAAUGGAAGCAUCUCCUAUUCAUUGUGGAUAAAAGAUCUUGGGUUUUUUUUUUUUUUUCCACAUUGUAGUAAGUUAUUAUAAAAAGCCGAUGAUAUUUCAUGGCCUAUUAUUGUAUCAAGCUGUGCUUGUUUUCGUUUUUUUUUUUCUCUUUAUGGUUGUAUUGCUUUUAUUGAUGUAUAAAUAGUGUCUGUAAAUGACAAGCACCUCCUUUACAAAGCAUUAAUUGUGAUCACCGGCCA
Molecule: messenger RNA, 4649 nt
Organism: Pantherophis guttatus
Lineage: Eukaryota; Metazoa; Chordata; Lepidosauria; Squamata; Colubridae
Source: RefSeq, a predicted model, not a curated record